AUGUCCGACUCGGCCUCUACCGACGAUGGAGGCAUUCCCGAUCGUGGUCCGGCCGUCUUUGCGGUCACGACGGCCACUCUUGUCCUCGCUACCGUCUUUGUCGCCGCACGAAUAGUCUCGCGGGCCUUCAUCGUUCGAAAUGUCACCUGGGAUGACCGCGUUAUGAUCCUCGCAUGGCUCUUCGCCUUUUUCCUCUCCUUCACUAUUUGCUUUGGCGUUCACAACGGCCUCGGACGACACGACGAAAACAUCGAUCCUCAACGAUUACCCGCCCUCCGUCGCUGCGAAUACGUCUUCUCUAUUUUGUACAAUCCCGCGUUGAUGGCUACGAAGACAUCCGUACUCAUAUUCUAUCUCCGAUUGGCCAAGCAUACUCAAAGGGUACUUCGAUUUGCUUCUUGGUUGACCCUUGCCGUUGUCAACAUUGCUGGCAUUAUUCUCACUUUUAUGAACGUGUUUCAAUGCCGUCCGACACAAGCUGCCUGGGAUAUAAAAUACGACGACCGCCCAAGUGCAAAAUGCAUUCCGCUGCUCACCGAGUUUAUCUGCUCCUCUCCUGUUAACAUCGUUACGGACCUGGCUAUUCUCGCUCUGCCUAUUCCUGUCCUUACGGGGAUGCGCCUACCUUCUCGACAAAAGACAAUCCUGGUUUUGACCUUCACCGUCGGUAUCUUCGUUACGGUUGUCGAUGUAGUAAGAAUCUACUAUCUGCAGCAAGCUAUUACGGCACCCACCAGUACGACUUCCGAUCCUCAAUCGCGUUUCGGUGGACAAACUGAUUUUGCGUGGAAUGCGUCGAGAUCACUCAUGUGGAGUGCUGUUGAGGUCAACGUUGGAAUGAUGUGCGCUUGUGUACCGACGCUGAAGCCUCUGGUCCUCAAGCUGCUUCCUGCUAUGCUCUACGAUCCCGACGGAACCCGAGCCAGCACACCUAAGGGACCCAACGAUUCGGAUUCACCGUCAACAGGCCAUCGUGCCAGCAUCCAGCAGCCACCGCCGGUUGCGCAACUCAAUGCGCAAACUAAUGCGCAAUCCCCGCUCAAUGCCAAUGCGCCCAUGAGCGCUAUGGAAUUUCUAACUACGCCGUUCGAUGAACCAGGCCCAACUCGUCCUGGACAACGUGCCGCUCAGAGUAAUGGGACGUAUCAAACAACGACGACCAUGACAUCUUCUACUGGAACCGUUGAGGGUGUCUACUUUGGUUUUGUCAACAUGUCAAAACCCAAGAGUAUGCUCAAGUGCAACAAGAAGGAGUCUUUCAAGUAUUGCACGAUUGUCUCCAUCUUGUUUCUAUUAUGGGGUAUAUCAUAUGGUCUGCUGAAUACGUUGAACAACGUCAUUGCGACCGUUGACAACAUGACUACUGCUGAAACACUUGGCAUGACGUCCAUUUACUUUGGUGGUGGUUACUUUUUCGGACCCCUGCUAGUGGGCGAAUGGAUUCUGAGGCGUGACGAACACAACCGAUCGAAACGGCACAAGGCUAACGGCCACGACAGUGUUGGUGGUUUCAAAGUUACUUUUAUCGUGGGUCUAUGUUUUUACGGUAUUGGAACUGUUAUCUUCUGGCCUUCGGCUGUCACCCAAUCCUACGCUGGAUUCAUGCUGAGCAAUUUCGUCGUUGGUUUUGGUCUUUCAAUCCUUGAAGUUGGCGCAAAUGCCUUCUUAAUACUCUGCGGACCUCCUGAAUAUGGCGAAACUCGCGUGCUCAUGGCCCAGGGCAUCCAAGGCAUCGGCAGUGUCCUCAGCGGUCUCUUGGCCCAAAAGGUCUUUUUCAAGGGCAUCGUUGAGCAAAACAACGCUACCAGUAUGACACUUAUCAACGUCCAAUGGACGUAUUUGGGAAUUACGCUUCUUUGCGUUGCUCUCGGUCUCUUCUUUUACUACAUGCCUCUUCCAGAAGUGAGCGAUCGCGAGCUAGAACAAUCCGCCACGCAUCUUCCCAUGGAUCCCCAGAAGAAAAGAAACGGCCUACAGCUCCGUACCUGGAGCUUAAUUCUGGCUGUCCUUGCCCAAUACACCUACGUUGCUGCCCAGGAGUGUUUCAGCAUCUAUUUUCGAAGCCUCAUGAUCUCCAUACUUCCUAACCACCCCACCAGCGGCGAGGAUGCCGCGCAGGGUGCCAGCGACAAUCCCGAUCCCGACAAACCGUCCGGCAUCAGCCUCUCGAUACCCGAUUACCUCCUUAUUGCGCAUACCGCCUUUGCGGUUUCUCGCUUCAUGGCAGCAGGUCUCACAUACCUCUCCGUAUACCGCUCCCGCUUCCCCCGGCCUCGCACCAUUCUCACCGCCUGCAUCGCUGGGUGUUUCCUCUUCGCCCUUCUUCCUGUGGUUGUCCGCCCACCCAACCCUAACCUUCUUGUUAUCCCGAUUGUCCUCUUCUAUUUCUUCGAGGGUCCCAUAUAUCCCCUCGUUUUCGCUAUUGGCCUUCGCGGCCAGGGCCGACGCACCAAGCGUGCUGCCGCCUUUAUCACCAUGGGUAGCUCCGGCCCUGGAUUCUUCCCUUUUGUCAUGUACGGCAUCAUCAAGCACGGAGGAACUGUCAAGACGGCUUUCAUUGUCGUCAUCGUCCUCCAAGCCGUCGCUAUGUCCUACUCGAUCUUCCUCCAGUCCGUUCGCGAUGUGAAGCGAAUGGUAGACCCUUGCCCUGCUGUGCGAGAUGCUCUCGGUCAGCUGGACGAAGAGAUGCCUUCGCCCAUGGAGACUGUGAUCGCAGAUCGGGCCCGUCGGCACAGUACAGCCAAAGCCAAAAACCAAGGAUUAUUGGGGAAGGUGUCUCAAGGCACUAGAGUUAUAGGUGCCAAGUUUCUCAGCUCUCGUCGCCGCUCUUCGCAGCCAUCGAUACAACAAUGCGAGGACAGCCGCGAUAACGCACCACUUUAA
Fusarium coffeatum is the source of this 2883-nucleotide messenger RNA. RefSeq lists its product as uncharacterized. The record is from RefSeq and is a predicted model, not a curated record. The coding region runs from base 1 to 2883 and encodes 960 amino acids. Lineage: Eukaryota; Fungi; Ascomycota; Sordariomycetes; Hypocreales; Nectriaceae. The transcript has a single exon.